Molecule: messenger RNA, 2479 nt
Organism: Drosophila guanche
Lineage: Eukaryota; Metazoa; Arthropoda; Insecta; Diptera; Drosophilidae
Exons: 2
Coding region: 427-2448 (673 amino acids)
Source: RefSeq, a predicted model, not a curated record
GUCUGCCGCACGCCAGGCUACGAAUCGGUCGCUCUCUGCUCUUGCUAUUGGCCACACAAAGAAACCCGUUCGCGACCGUCGCACCCGAUUCGUCUCGAGCUCCGUACCCUUACCCGUGUUUCGGUUGGCAGCCGCGCAUGCGCAAAGUGUUUCGUAAUUGACAGCCAGCGAGCAACAUCAGCAAUAGCAACAGCAGCAGCGGCUUGUCCCAGUUUCCAGUUCGCUUUUCAUUUCGUUGUAGACAGAGAUUUUGUAGACUUUUUCGGUAAUGCCCACGGGCUGUGCAAAUGCAUCAUUGAGUGUUGGGGGCAUAGUAUAUUGAAAGCGGCUAAGUGAUGUGCAAUCGACUACGUACCAAGACCAGACGACAAGCAACAGAGGACGCCACCACUCACAGAGAUCAGGAGCAAGGAGAGCGGCAGGAUUAUGAGAUCGCAUGUGGCCGUCUAUCGCGCGCCAGACAACGGGAAUAUCCACGCUGGACCCUUUGCUAGAUACCAUCAGUCUCAGCACUUACAUUGGGCCUCAACGCAGCCGGUUCCUCCACCCCCUUCAGCUGCUGCCGCCUGCUACAAUCAGCUCCAGCGUCAGCGCCUGCAUCAUGGACCACACGUUCCCUGGACACCUGCUCAUGCCCAGGGGCAGACUCCACUAGCUCCGUCCCCUCAGGCAGCUAGCUAUGGCAUUGGAUUGGCCCUACCGCCUGUGGUUAAUCAGCAGCGCAUCAACGAGUGCGCCGGAAUCCCACUCAUCUCGAACGCCUCCAGCCAUCUGUCCCCGGGUCAACGUCAGCGUCUGCUGAGGAAGACAGCUCCAAAGACGCCACCAUGGCCGCCGACGGGUGUGCACUCCAUGUCCCAGCUGGCCGCCCACGCCCAGGGUAUGCCACUCCUCCAGCAGAACGGCAAGCAGCAUCUGUCACAGCAUCACCAGCCGCAGCAGCACCAUCAUCUACCGUCGUGGAGUGCCUACCAGCCGAUGACCCAAGCCAGCCAGAACUACAAGCUGGCCGAUAAAUCCCGAGCCCUACGCUACCAGAACUCUGCUCCGCCCAUGCUCCAAAGCCAGGAGAAGCAGACGCUGGCCGGCUCUGCUACUGGCUGCCAGGAUGUCACACCGCCGCCGGAGAGCUGCCUGCCACGGAUCAUUAAGCCGCGCAAGCGCCGCAAAAAGGAUCGGAAGCCCGGAAACGGAGUACUGCUGAAAAUGGAACCGAAUCUACAGAUGAACUCGUCCGUCCAGGGAGAGGAUCAUUCAUACCAUCAUCUGCUGCCUCUGGGCGGAGGUGGUGGACUCCUGCAGCACGAUCACACGCACGGCGUUUGCUUUUGCCGGGACUGCGAUCCGCUGCGAUCCCUGUGGGACUACCAGACACAAACACUGCGUCGCUCGCUCUCCGAUGCCUCGUCCAGUGAGCCGGGCGACGGCAGCCGGGAGUCCUCUUCCUCCACGUCGUCCACGCACUCGUCGGAUAGCUCCUGCGAUAGCUCCAUCUGCUCCCAGAGCCUGCCGCCGACCAGCAACUGUGCGCCCACUGGGAAGGAGGAGAAAGUCGAGGAGUUUGCACCCAUAACCGGGGACAGCAGUCGGGCGGAAAUUGUGGGCGUCAUUGGAUCGCAGCGAAGCCACCAAGUGGGUCAUGCCCAUGAGGGCGUCAUCGCGACGCCCUCACAGUGCAGCCUCAGCGAUGACUCGGGCUAUGGCGACAUCUUAAGUGGGAUUAACAUAGCCAACGAUCUCUUUGGCAACAUUGGCUUCAAAGGCAGGGCCUCAUCGGAGUCAUCUUACUCGUCUGCCUGCGCCGCCCAGGCGGAGACGCUGCUCGACGAGAGCAUCAGCGAGAUAUCGAGGAAGCUCAUUGAGACGUGCAGCAGCGGGGCAUCGUCGUCGUCAUCGACGUCGUCGUCAGGCGGAGAUCGACACGGUUCGGCAUUGGGUUCGGGAGCCAGCGACAGUGGCUUGGAUAGUGCUGGCAGCUACAGUCGCGACUCUGGCCUCGUCUUUAGCUUUGAGCAUUUGAAUCUAAAUCUGAAUCUGACGGAUGCGACGCCCACAUCUUUGGAUUUUCUUGUGGAUUGCAACAACAAUAGCAGCAGCACAAGCAGCAGCGGCAGCAACAGAAGCAGCGCAGCAACAAGCGCCAGCCAGCCAGGUCGUGAGAGGAGGAGUCCGAGAGAGUUUGUGCAAAGCAUCAGAGGCCAGGUCGUGAGAGGAGCCCAGAGAGUGCGCCCAAACAGCAGGUCGCGAGAGGAGGCCAGAGAGUGCGAGCAGGCGGGUCGCGCGGGAGAGAGGGCCCGCGGUGGGCAACUGAGCGAACGCGUUCCACACAUAACGGAGCCCAACUGGUCUGGUCAUAAUAGAAUCCCCAAAGAGCAGCAACAGCAGCAAGCAACAGUAACGACAACAACAAUAUUUCUGCGACGAACCCCUCUUUUGAAAAUGCUGUAAGAAGGAAUAGACGCCACGGAUAAUAACAGAA